AUGUUGUCAAAAAUCAUUCCGGCCCUUGCUAUUGCAGGUGUAGCUAGCGCUCGCAUUGUCGGCCUUGCCGCUCCUAAGGUCAUUGCCGUUAACGAGACCUUUACGGUGACUCUGCUCACUGAGAACUAUAUCCAAAGUGUCAAGGAUCUGGUCGCUGCCUUUGCCUUGAGCCCGAGAGCUGAUGCGGACGGAUUCAUUGGGACUGAAUACCUUGGCUCGUUUUAUCUGGGUCCAGACAAGUCAAACGUCCUUACCAACAUUACCUUCGAGGUUACCGCUCCAGCAACGAAUGUCGGCCAGUACCUCAACGGCGUAGUCACCUCCCUUUAUGGCGCCUCGAACGGGGCCACGACGAUUCAGUGGAGCGUGCCGAUCACGUACGGCGAUGAAGUCAGCACUGAGCAAGUCCGCUCCAUCGAAGGCAACAAUGUCUGCUCCUCGAGCACGCCGACGGAUUCUGGCAGCAAUACCACCACAACGGCGCCUCCUUCAACCGAUCCGACCUCACCUCCGGCAACAGGCCACUGCUUCCCGACCUCGACCCAAACACUCAUCCAGUCAUCGCUCGUCUACGCGAAUGCCCUGAUCGACAGCAUCGUGCAGUCGAAUAACCAGACCGGUCGCCAAAAUCUUGGUCAGCUAAACGGCUUCCUCGGAGAUGUCUCAGCAGCAGUUGGAGUAGGACGCGGCGGCGAAUCUUGCAACAACCCACCUCCGCCAGCUUGGCCACCUCUUUCACCAGGCGACUCGCAAGUCCGCGCCAUCUCGAUUCUUCGCAACGUCCAAGAUGCCCUGCAGGCUGAGCAAGGUGCGAUCCUGCAGUGCAACGAGGCCCAGGCAAAGAGCAUCCAGUGCCAGGUCUUGAGAUUGGUGGACAAUUUGGACAACUAUUAUUCUUGA
Molecule: messenger RNA, 900 nt
Organism: Cercospora beticola
Lineage: Eukaryota; Fungi; Ascomycota; Dothideomycetes; Mycosphaerellales; Mycosphaerellaceae
Source: RefSeq, a predicted model, not a curated record